GCCGGGCAGGUCUCCCACCGCCGGAUGUCUCCCCCACCAGCGACCCUCCAGUAGAAACACUACCGCUGCACACACACACACACACACGCACACACACACCAACACACACACACUGGGAGAUAUUACUGUGUGUUAUUUCCCUCCCCGGGCAGGAAGCCUCCCCUCAGCAUGGCUUCCAACUUCAACGACAUAGUGAAGCAGGGAUACGUGAGGAUACGGAGCAAGAAACUGGGGAUCUUCCGGAGGUGUUGGCUGGUUUUCAAGAAAGCUUCCAGUAAAGGACCGCGGCGGAUAGAGAAAUACCCGGACGAGAAGGCGGCGUACUUCAGGACCUUUCACAAGAUCACUGAGCUCCAUAACGUCAAGAACAUUACCCGGAUGCCGCGGGAGACAAAAAAACACGCGGUGGCGAUUAUUUUCUGUGACGACACAUCCAAGACGUUCGCCUGUGAAUCGGAGCUGGAUGCAGAGGAGUGGUGUAAGCUUCUGUGCGUGGAGUGCCUCGGCAGCCGUCUGAACGACAUCAGCCUGGGGGAGCCGGACCUGUUAGCAGCGGGGGUGCAGCGGGAGCAGAACGAGCGGUUCAACGUGUACCUCAUGCCCACGCCGAACCUGGACAUCUACGGGGAGUGCACCAUGCAGAUCACUCAUGAGAACAUCUACCUGUGGGACAUCCACAACAACCGCCUCAAACUCGUCAUGUGGCCGCUCAGCUCGCUGCGGAGAUACGGGCGAGACUCCACCUGGUUCACCUUUGAGUCUGGAAGGAUGUGUGACACAGGAGAGGGUUUGUUCACGUUCCAGACGCGGGAGGGGGAGAUGAUCUACCAGCGGGUCCACUCCUCCACGCUGGCCAUCGCCCAGCAGCACGAGAGGAUGAUGGAGGAGAUGGAGAAGAGCUCCCAGAUCCUCCCCAGAGAGACGCUCACUAAGUCCAUCUCUCUGCCGCGCAGCGCCUACUGGCAGCACAUCACGCGUCAGAACAGCGUGGGAGACCUCUACAGUUUCCAAGGAAGUGGCCUGGAAAUGACUUUUAUCCCCCGAGCACAGACGUUCCCCAGCUUCCUGUCUGAGGAGCAGGAGCAGAGCCAGGAUCAGGCGCCGUCGCCCUCUAGUGGCCGAGGGUCCAGUUGCAGCCUGAGACCCCUUCAAUGACAGAGGACUGCUCCCCCAAAAAA
Messenger RNA from Trematomus bernacchii (emerald rockcod), 1178 nucleotides. RefSeq names its product docking protein 6 (gene dok6). Lineage: Eukaryota; Metazoa; Chordata; Actinopteri; Perciformes; Nototheniidae. Gene Ontology annotation, biological process: positive regulation of MAPK cascade; cell surface receptor protein tyrosine kinase signaling pathway. The record is from RefSeq and is a predicted model, not a curated record. Gene Ontology annotation, cellular component: cytoplasm.